This is a messenger RNA of Struthio camelus australis, 2437 nucleotides long. RefSeq names its product CD79b molecule (gene CD79B). The record is from RefSeq and is a predicted model, not a curated record. Gene Ontology annotation, cellular component: B cell receptor complex; external side of plasma membrane. Lineage: Eukaryota; Metazoa; Chordata; Aves; Struthioniformes; Struthionidae. Gene Ontology annotation, biological process: B cell receptor signaling pathway; B cell differentiation.
UUUGCAGUGAAAUAUGGCUGCUUUUUGCAAGAGACUCUGGGUGUUCCAGGCGAACUUCUGGGUGAUAGCCCUGGUCACAGGUGGGAUCUCUGCAGCUGGGAACAGCACUGGGAACAACACGAGCACCACGUGCCCUAAGUCCCAGCAGCACCUGCGCUACGUGGUGGCCAAGAGGAACAUGCCCGUCCACUUCAUCUGUUAUUCCCACGAGCCCCAGCACAUGCAGUGGUACAAAAAAGUGGAGGACAGCAACCAACUCUACAAGCUGGAUGGCAGCACCUCUCGCUUCAGCAUAGAGUGGAAGGACAAUUUCAUCAACUUCACCAUCCUCAGGAUCACCUACGAGGACAAUGGCAUCUAUGUGUGCGACAGUAAAAACCUCACUGAGGAGAAGAAGCAGGCACAUGCAUGCGGGACUGAGCUCAGAGUCGUGGGUAACAGCAACAUCCAGCAGGUCCAGAGCAGGAACACUCUGAAAGACGCUAUCAUCAUCAUCCAGUCCAUCCUGCUGGUCAUCUUCAUCAGCGUCCCCAUGCUUCUCUUCCUAGAUAAAGGUGAAGGCAAGGACAGCCCUGAGGAGGAUCACACCUAUGAGGGCCUGGAAGUAGAACAGAUGGCCACCUACGAGGAUAUUACUCCUUUCCGGGAUGUGAAGGCCAAAUGGACAGUUGGGGAGCAUCCGGGCGAAGAGUGAGGGGCCCUGCAUCCACCACCACGCAGGCAUCCAUGGCACCGCUCCCCACUGCACCCGCCGUCAACCUGCUGGCCCCCAAGGAGGCGGGACCACGGCUCCUGCCCUGGGCUGUGGCUAUCACAGGUGCCUUGAUCCCGGGCUGGGAUCAUGGACUGAGUCACUGGCGCGCAGCAUGCAGUCUCUGGUAGCCUUGCGCAGAGCUUGAGCCCUGCUGCCCAUCGAUGCUUGCUUUGCCACAUCCACAGCCAUGUCUGGACCAUGCCUGCUAAGACUGUCCUGCCCCAGGUGUUGCUCUUAGCCCAGUUGCUUAACCCCUAAUGCAUACGUAGAAAUUAAUAGCCAACUGCAGUCCCCCAGAAACAAACAGCCCCAAAACCUCAGCCAGCCUCACAUCAACACGCUGAGCUCCUGAGUGUUUAAUGCAACAAGUGUACCAGACUGGGCAAUGGGGCUCUUCCGGCCCUGAUGUCCCCAAGGAGAGGUCCACACAAGGGCCAGGCAUGAUCUCUCCUUGUGCUGCAUGGACCCUCCUGAGCUGCAACACCCCACUGCAGCCCCUCCCCACACUCCUGGCAGAAGAGUUGAGGUGAGCAGCACCCCUUGGGUUGGCACGGUGGGUGUUAUGCCAGGUAGACUUUGGACCACCUUUAGGUGUUCAAGUUAGCUGUCAAGUCAUAGCUGUGUCCAGCAGGCCAAGGUGGCAGUUGUCUUAGAUGGAGGAUCCUCCAGAAGUGCCUCUUUCUAUCCAAGGGCAACAGAAAAGGCUGGGAGACAGCUCUGGCCUGGAGAUUCUUGUGCUGCACUUGCUCUUCUCCAGACAAGAGCUGGCCUGCGUCAUGAGGAGGUCCCCCUUGGUGAGGGCCAUGUGUGACCUCAGGACCUAUGUAAAGGUUGUAAACUGUGGGACACAAAUGUCCAACUGCUUUUUGAAGUCCUAAUAAAGGUAAUAGGUAAAUUCACAUCCUCCUUCCUCUUGCUCUAGGCAUCCUAGCUCCAUCCUGCCGUGCCAGUCUUGGUGUGUCCCAUAAUCCUGGUGCCAGUGACAACGGGACGCUCUGGGCUCUGGUAGCAGGAAUAAGGAGCAGUAAGAGCAAUUUGUUCCCUAGAAGAGAAGCUGCAUGUGUUUUGGAUACACCAGGAAAGGACCACCCUGACCCUCGGCAGGGACAUAGAGGUGUCAGCCUCCCUGGCCAGCCUGGCUGAGGGGCACACACUGUCUUUGCUCGGUGCAGAUGUUUGCAGGAACAGAGCAAACUCUCAAAAGAUUAACAUACUUAGUGGGCAUGGAGCUGCUACAGGGUCCCAUGGCUAUGCAUCUGGGGACAAGAGACCUGGUAUAAAAAAACUUGACUACUGCUGUCUUGCAGGAUUGACUAGGAAAAAAAAGAAAUCACCUAAAUUGGGCAUGACAUUAAGCAGCUGUGAGUGAACAGCUCAGACUGCAUGCAUGUGUCCCUUGUUAUGGAAAGGAUCCUAGCCUGAAUGUGUAGUUUUCUUUGAUUUACCUGACCCACCUGAAAAGCCAUACGGCUUGUGUGGCUGAAACUAUCUCCUUUUUAAGAGCAAUGAGUAAUCCUGCCCUGGCAGAGCCCAGGGCCUCUGGGCUAUAUCUAUGUUUGGGACCCCCAAGGAGAAGCAGAUAGGACUGCUCCACUUCCUGAAACAGCCAGCAAAUAAGUGAGGACGAAAAUAGGAGGAAACAGGGCUUUUCAGCAGGGAACAGGAUGGUUCUUGUUUACUGGU